CCAUAAUUGAAGGUCUCUACCAGUCGUGCAUUUCGAAAUCUUCUUGGUUAUAUGACUAUUUGAAGAAAAAUAUACAAGUUUCAUUUGUUGUUAUUGUUGGUGAAUACAGAAAGAAAAACAACGAUGGUUCGUCGUUAUCAAGAGAUGGACGACGAGAACUACGAUGAGUACGCGCGGUACCAGCAGCAGAACCAGCGGAAGCAGCCGCGGGACGGCGGGCGCUAUGAGGUCAGCCGGCCCUCACUCAAGAGCCUGCAGACGGGAAUCAGGGCCAAGUUUCUAACCAUCUACACAAAUGGCGAAAAAAACAAAUUCGACAAACCCGUCAAGGUCUCAUUUAAGCUGAAAACGUUCCCCACUCUGGACAGCCUGCUGGACGAAAUCGCUCGCACAAAGGAGCGCAUAAACAAGACACUGGUGCGUUAUUUGUUUAAGUGGCCGAGUGGUGAGCAGGUACUCGACGUACACGAAAUUCAUGAGGACGAUGAGACGACCAUCUACAUAUGUUCAGAUACAAGGAAAUUGUACAAGCGUUGGCGGUACGGAGAUCUGGAGUACGGCGGUCCUAGCGCGGGAUCCGGUGGUAGUGGCCGCAACAGCUACGACAGCCGCGGCGCAAACCGCUCACAAAAGGUGUCACCGACGGCCCCACGGUCAAAUGGUUCCAUGAACGGUGGCGGACGGGGAAGGCCACUCACGAUCACGGUCAUAUCGAACACUGUCCGCUCCAGUAAACAGACAUACUUUUUCGACCCGCGGAGCAACAUGCAGUUCGAGGACAUCCUUCGGAGUAUCACGGAGAUGAUCGAGAUGAAAGAGCCGCCCUGCAGCGCCCUCUUCAGCAUCCGUCCACCAUACAAGAAGGUGGUCAGCAUCAGCGGUUUGAACAGCGUUACUUCAAAGAGCGGUGAUGUUUUCUGGGCUUGUGGUCAGGAGGGCGCGCCGGAAGAGACCAUGAGACGCUCACCGCAACGUAACGGGUCACCACAGCGCAACGGUGGCGGCGCCACGCACAGGGCGAAAAACGGGGACGCACACCAGAAUGGAAAUGGAGAUGACAGCCGCUACGGCCAGCAGCGUCGGUCGUCUGAGCGAUAUGAGGACGCACAGGGACGUGAAUAUCAACGCUACCAGAAUCAAAACGGUAACGAAGAGGACGAGGAUGCCGAGGAAUACGACGAUCGUACACAAGUUGAACCGCCACAGCGGAGAAACUCCCCGCCCCGCAGGUCAGAAGACAAACGUCGCCAGCCGAUUCAGAACAGGUACGACGAAGAGGAAGAUGAGCAGUCGCCACCGCGGCGAGGUGGCAAGGAGCCACCAAACCGACAAAAGCAGAAGCCACCGCAGAACACACAGAGGCGAAACAACGACCGCCAUGAGAACGGUGGCGCCACAGCCCGCAACGAUGACGGCGAUGAUGGUAAGUCACGCAGUAGCUCCCCUGACGACGAAGAGAUGGGCCGGCGUAUAGAGGCAAUAGAGGAAGUGAAAAAAGAUCUGGACGAGGACAUCGACUAUUAGCGAGGACCGGGUGUUAAAGAGUAUGUUUUGUAGUAUCGGUACGCCGGAUGGUGUGGGUGGGGAAAGGGUGGUAGUAAGUAUAUAAUUAUAUGCAUGAUUGACUAUUUACAUUUUUACUGCAUAUUUAUAUAUACUCAUAAACUGAUAUAAGUUUCGUAAUAUGACUUAUUAAGAUUGUUAUUUUAUUGUUGAUUAGUCAUAUAUACACAUAUUUUGACAUUAAACAUAAUUUUUUGGCACCUUUAACACAAUUUUAUAAUCUGCUCUAGGUCGAACAUUUAUCACAUUAUUUAAAUGAAAAUGAUUUUUUUAUCGUUUUCAUUUUUUUUUUACUAUUGUUCAGAUUUUAAAAGCAUUUGGGGCUCAAUUGAUACAAGUAUAGAACGCAGUGUCAUAUUUUCAGUUUUCGCUUUUAAUGCUUUCUUUUCGAAAAUAUAUCACUGUGUUUUUUUACUAUGUUUGUGCUUAUAUUUUUCUUAAUUGAACAGUCAACGAUUUAUACGAUAUAACUAAAUAUAGCACAGAGACUAUGAAUACGAGCGGUGUCAAGUCCAAGUCUAAACUCAGACCCACAAAAGCAUUGUUAUCUUAUUGCAAAGAAUCAUCUUUAUCCCAUUCUGUUUUCAAAGAUAAAGUGAGUACCUGUACACUUUCGGAUAGUUAUGAAAUUCAGCGAAUGUCAUCAUAAAUACUCAACUCGAAGUUAUAAUGAAAUGAAGAUUUUUAGUUUUAGCACUGAGUCUGAACUCAGACUUGAGACUGUUCGUAAUCAUGGCCCCUGGAGAUAACUCAAUUUGACAACAUAUAUUUUAAACCCACCCACUGUUGAUGAAAGAAUCAUGGUAUCAGCUUUUUUUUAAACCGUGUGAUGUACUAAAUGUUUUUAAUAGGAAUAUGCGCCUUUACACUAUAAUGAUAUUAAGGACGAAUAUGAUAUUAAUUGUUUUAUACAUAUUUUUGUUCCAAUGAUAUUUUUUAUUAUAUACUUAAUUAUAUUUAAAUUUAUUGUAAACUAAACAGUCUCUGUGAUCAUUCCAAAUAAAUGUUAAAGUCGU
This is a messenger RNA of Mya arenaria, 2579 nucleotides long. RefSeq lists its product as uncharacterized. NCBI's taxonomy places the organism in Eukaryota, Metazoa, Mollusca, Bivalvia, Myida, Myidae. Gene Ontology annotation, biological process: intracellular signal transduction. The coding region runs from base 124 to 1524 and encodes 466 amino acids. The transcript is spliced from 3 exons. The record is from RefSeq and is a predicted model, not a curated record.